Messenger RNA from Raphanus sativus (radish), 670 nucleotides. Its product is annotated as guanine nucleotide-binding protein subunit gamma 1. The record is from RefSeq and is a predicted model, not a curated record. NCBI's taxonomy places the organism in Eukaryota, Viridiplantae, Streptophyta, Magnoliopsida, Brassicales, Brassicaceae. Gene Ontology annotation, biological process: G protein-coupled receptor signaling pathway. The transcript has 4 exons. The coding region runs from base 139 to 417 and encodes 92 amino acids.
UUGAGAAAAGGAAGAAAAAAAAAAGGUUCAAACGUGUACGGAGGGAGUCAAAAGUUUCUUUUCUGACGGUGUCAGAUCUGCGAGAGAGAGUGGGUGACAAAUCGGGAAUCGAGAGCAUCAUAGUAGCGUGGAAUUGAGAUGGAGGAAGAAGGUGCAUCUGUGGGCGAUGCACGGGGGAAGCACAGGAUCCUUGCUGAGCUUGGUCGUGUCGAACAGGAAGUCAAAUUCUUGGAGAAAGAGUUGGAAGAGCUCGGCCAGACAGAUAUUGUAUCAACCGUGUGUGAGGAGCUGCUUUGCGUCAUCGAGAAAGCACCCGACCCUCUCUUGCCACUGACCAAGGGACCUUUUAACUUAGCAUGGGACCGGUGGUUUGAAGGACCUAAUGGGGGUGAAGGCUGCAGAUGCUAUAUACUUUGAUUCAAGUCAGUAAUGUAGGCUGGCAGUUUUGGUGUUUAAGGUAUCUUUAACAUGGGACCAAACAAACAAUGAUAAAACUAUGGUUGUGACACUGUUUCAACAUUGUGUGUAUGUAUCUCCCCAUAGUAGUACAGGUGAGCAUUGGAUUGCAUAGAAUUGCUUAGUUGCACGUAUGUUAAAACUGUAUAUAUAUGAGUCUGUAUGAGAUCCUAACAAUGGUGUAUGAGCUUCUCAAGAGAAUUUUUUUCUGUUA